Molecule: messenger RNA, 264 nt
Organism: Tetrapisispora phaffii CBS 4417
Lineage: Eukaryota; Fungi; Ascomycota; Saccharomycetes; Saccharomycetales; Saccharomycetaceae
Gene: TIM8
Product: protein transporter TIM8
Exons: 1
Coding region: 1-264 (87 amino acids)
Source: RefSeq, a predicted model, not a curated record
AUGGACUCUAUCGAUCAAACUGAACUUGCAAACUUAAAUGAAGCUUCUAAAAAAGAGUUAACAACUUUUAUUGAAGCUGAGAAUUCAAAACAAAAAGUACAAAUGUCUAUUCAUAAUUUUACUAACACAUGUUUUAAACAAUGUGUCACCUCUAUCAAUGGUCCUGAUUUAGAUAAUAAUGAAGAACAAUGCUUAGCCAAUUGUGUUAACAGAUUUUUGGAUACCAAUAUUAGAAUUGUAAAGGGUCUUCAAAGUAUGCAAUAA